GAUAAGGUUUGCACAGCGUUUAUGUUAUUCAUUGGUUUCAUACACCUUAGGAAAGAUGUUUCGCUGGAUAAUCAAAAGAGUUACAACAAAACGUAUUUUGAGUUUAGCUGUUGUCAUAUUGUUGGCUGCUGUCAUCUUCCUCAGGAAUAACAUCAAAACUUAUGCAGGCGCAUAUGUAUGGACAUGCGAAAAAAGACAUGUCAAUGAUUGUACACAUCUGGCAGAUCUACCAGGGGAAAGGGAAUCAGUUCCCCUUGGGAAUGUCAGCUUCUCUGUGUUGCUGAGAGGUGUUUCCAGUAUUAUAAAAGUUCCAUUAAAGAAUGUCAGCUUUGAUGUCAUGUUGAGAAACUACGAAAAGAAAUUAAACGAUUUACAAACCGCAGGACUAUGGAAGGUGAAUGAUGUUAAACCGUGUGAAAAGGAAAACCAAGCAGGUAGAGCUUGUAUGGAAUCCAUUUGCCGCGAACCCAAGCCUGCAACACCCGAAGAAAGCCUGAAAAAUGUCUUGUCCACAAUGUCAGGACUGAACCCCGAGGAUCUCGGACUCUUAAUGGGGCUGUUCCCAGAGCCCCCUACCGACAGGAGAGCAAUGUUCGUCACUGCCGCUUCCAGCAACCACUACAAUGAAUCUCAGGGUCUGAUCAGGAACCUCCAUCAGAAUGUCUUCCCACUGAUUAAUAACUACACAUUUGUAUAUUAUGAUCUCGGAUUGUUGCCAUGGCAACGACAACAGCUCAAGAAACAUUGUCGUUGUGAAGUGAGAAGCUUUCCGUUGAAGUUUAUGCCAUCCAGAUUGCAGAAUCUCAAGUGCUACACGUGGAAGCCAAUGAUUGUGCAAGCUAACCUACCUAAAGCAGACAUAUUGGUAUGGAUGGACGCCUCUGUUAGAUUUUCAAACAAUGUCAUCAAACCCCUGCUGGAUGACGUAGAAAGACGUGGCAUGGUCAUAUACCCAGGUGUGAACUCGGUGGCACAACAUACUCUACAGGUUGCAAUGAAGUACAUGAAAGAGGACAUCUGCAGCCUCGCUCCAGUCCUUGAACACCAAGCAACAUUCAUGGUGUUUCGGAACGAACUGUUGAUAAGAGAGGCUGUUGUCAAACCCUGGGUGGCCUGUGCCAUGAGUCCAAAGUGUAUGUGUCCCCGAGACCCACAUCUUGACUUGCACUGUAAUAUUUACAUCCACAAUUACAAUAAGUGUCAUCGAUUUGAUCAGUCAGCUAUCAAUAUCAUACUUACCAAACUAUUUCGCGGUCGCACAUCUACAUUUUAUUCGACAUACGGCAUGCACCCAAAAGUAAUGUUAAUGCGUGAUCAACGUGAUAAUUACUUUCAUGAACUAGAGCGAAAAAGCAGUUCAGGAAAAAUAUGAUAAUUCAUUGACAAGUGGCCAUCUCGUCUCGUUGGACCGUGUUAUGUAGGAGCAGUUGCCAUAGGAGCGUUGGUCCAUUCUGACAUGUUGGAUGUUUUUAAUGUAUAUUUAUCAGUAAAUUAAAUGUGUUUAUGAUGGUA
Molecule: messenger RNA, 1512 nt
Organism: Haliotis rufescens (red abalone)
Lineage: Eukaryota; Metazoa; Mollusca; Gastropoda; Lepetellida; Haliotidae
Exons: 9
Coding region: 56-1372 (438 amino acids)
Source: RefSeq, a predicted model, not a curated record